This is a messenger RNA of Phytomonas sp. EM1, 453 nucleotides long. Lineage: Eukaryota; Euglenozoa; Kinetoplastea; Trypanosomatida; Trypanosomatidae. The record is from the annotation of a GenBank genome assembly.
AUGUCCGAGGCCGCCAUUCCAAAAGAGUGGACGGCGACGUGGAAUCUCUUCGACGAUCGCCGCACCGGAUUCGUUUCGCACGUCGACCUCAAACACAUCCUCCGCAGCCUCGGGCGACGCCACACCGAGGCGGAGUUUCAUGCCCUCCUCGCAAACCUCCCCGAUCCCGCGCCUUUCGCGGCUUUUACGCGGCUCAUGCAGCAGCCGUAUAACGGGCCGAACGAGAACGACCUUCUGGCGGCCCUUCGCGCGUUUGAUCACCAAGGAUCCGGCACCCUUCGCCUCGCCGAGCUUGUGGUGUUGCUUUCGUCGCUCGGGGAGAAAAUGCCGGAGGGGGAGGUGCGGCAGCUCCUUUCCGAGGUUCCCACGGAUGAGGAGGGAAAUUUGAACAUCGAGGCGCUCGCGCGGUUUUUGGUGACCCCGGUCGCGAUCUCGCCGGAGGAGAUUAGCUAA